CUCUCUUCCACUCUACCUCUCAUUCUCUUCUCUCUCUCCUCACAAAGCACAGCGAAGUCUCUCCGUCACAACUUGCAGAGCAUCCGAGGCUCGGCACACAGGCUGAUGACGUUAUGAGAAAUGAUGACAGUUGUGCUGUACGACUCGACAGCAUGGGCGUCUCACACAUCCCUGCGUGUGUUUAAUCUGACCUGAUAAGCCUAAGCGUAGCGUUUAGCAUGUUGCACGGAGGUGUGUAUGUGCGCUGCUAUGAGGAUUGUGGAUCAUAAAGAGCGAGAGAGAAGAGCAGGAGAGCACUGAGAGCACUGGGAGCGCUGCUGAUUCAUUGCAGGACUCACCUUGGAGCCUUGUCCAAUGUGGAGUGAAGAAUGUUCUCUUUAGGAGGUUCUAAUCCCUCCUACCGUGUAGGAUUCAUGGCCAGGAUGCCAGUUCUGCCCUUCAGCAGCAGACCCGAGGUUGUUGGUGUUCAUCUGGAAACUGGUCUCCACUGAGCCGUGGGAUUCACUUUAAGAACAGUAAUUUUUUUUUUUAGAUUUUUAGGAACCAUUAGCUUCAUCAUGGUGCUGCGACUGUGUCCCCUUACGCGCCUGAUCUGGAUCGGACUUUUUGUGUGCACCCUGGUGGACGCCAGUGCCAGCUUGAAGUUCUCCGGUGCUGACGGCCAGUGGAUGGCGUUCCCCAUGUGGAAUGCCUGCUGCGAUAGUGAGAUGAGCUUCAACAUGAAAACCAAGAGCUCCCGUGGACUCCUGGUGUACUUCGACGACGAGGGCUUUUGCGAUUUCUUGGAGCUGCUCAUGAACAACGGCAAGCUCAGUCUCCGCUUCUCGAUCUUCUGCGCCGAGCCGGUCGCCGUACUCUCGGAUGUACUGGUCAACGACAGCCAGUGGCACACCGUCAUGGUAAAGAGGAACUUCCAGAACACCACACUCAUCGUGGACAACGAGGUCAAGUGGGUAGAGGUGAAGUCCAAGCGACGGGACAUGACCGUGUUUAGUCACUUGUUCUUGGGAGGGAUACCUCCGGAGCUACGGUCCAUGGCGCUACGUCUGACGUCGAAUGAAGUGAAGGAGCAAGUUCCCUUUGAAGGCUGGAUAACUGACUUGAAAGUUAAUGACUCUGUGCCUGUUAUGCUGAACAGUGCAGGAGUGGACAGUGAUGCGUGCGAUGAUGAGAACAUUUGCUUUAAUGGAGGAGUUUGCAACGUCAUCGACAACGAACCCAUAUGCAACUGCUCCGAGACGGGAUUUCAGGGAAAGGACUGCACUGAAGAAGACAACCGUGUUGAAGGUCUGGCACACCUGAUGAUGGGAGAUCAAGGUAAAAGUAAAGGAAAAGAAGAAUACGUGGCGACCUUCAAAGGUUCUGAGUACUUCUGCUAUGACCUGUCGCAGAACCCGAUACAGAGCAGCAGUGACGAGAUCACGCUCUCGUUCAAAACCCUGCAGAGGAACGGACUGAUGCUGCACACGGGAAAAUCGGCGGACUACGUCAACCUGGCACUGAAAAACGGGGCGGUUUCGCUUGUCAUUAAUUUGGGGUCCGGGGCCUUUGAAGCCCUGGUGGAGCCGGUCAAUGGAAAAUUUAAUGACAAUGAUUGGCAUGAUGUCAAAGUAACAAGGAAUCUCCGUCAGCAUUCAGGCAUUGGACACGCUAUGGUUACGAUAUCCGUGGAUGGAAUUCUUACCACCACGGGAUACACGCAGGAGGACUACACCAUGCUAGGCUCGGACGACUUUUUCUAUGUCGGAGGAAGCCCUAGCACUGCCGACCUGCCCGGAUCCCCUGUUAGCAACAACUUCAUGGGCUGCUUGAAGGAGGUGGUUUAUAAAAACAAUGAUGUUCGGCUGGAGCUCUCCAAGCUGGCGUUGCAGGGUGACCACAAGAUGAAGAUUCAUGGUGUGGUGGCCUUCAAAUGCGAAAAUGUAGCCACUCUAGAUCCAAUCACCUUCGAAACACCAGAAUCCUUUAUCACAUUACAUAAGUGGAAUGCUAAGAAGACCGGCUCUAUAUCCUUUGACUUCCGCACUACUGAACCCAACGGGCUUCUUCUGUUCAGCCACGGCAGGCCGAAACAACAGACCAAGGAGGCAAAGAGUCCCAUCACUCUUAAGGUGGACUUCUUUGCUAUCGAGAUGCUGGACGGUCAUUUGUACCUGCUAUUGGACAUGGGCUCGGGCACCACCAAAACACGAGCGGUUAACAAAAAGGUGAACGAUGGGGAGUGGUACCAUGUCGACUUCCAGAGGGAUGGAAGAUCAGGUACGAUCUCGGUAAACACCAUCCGCACGCCCUACCAGGCCCCGGGUGAGAGCGAGAUCCUCGACCUGGAUGAUCACCUGUACCUCGGUGGGCUUCCCGAGAACCGAGCAGGUCUGGUGUUUCCCACCGAGGUGUGGACGGCGCUGCUGAAUUAUGGCUUCGUGGGCUGCGUACGCGAUCUGUUCGUCGACGGCCAGAGCAAGGAUGUCCGGCGCAUGGCCGAGGUCCAGAAGGCGGCCGGGGUGAAGCCGUCCUGCUCCAAGGAAGCGCCCAAGCAGUGCCUGAGCAACCCCUGUCAGAACACCGGCAUCUGCAGAGAGGGAUGGAAUCGAUACGUAUGCGACUGCGCCGCUACCGGGUUCCUGGGACGUUCCUGUGAGAGAGAUGCCACCAUUCUAAGCUACGACGGCAGUAAGUUUAUGAAGAUCCAGCUCCCGGUGGCUAUGCACACUGAGGCUGAGGAUGUCACGCUCAGGUUUAGAUCUCAAAGAGCCUACGGCGUCCUGGUGGCCACCACGUCCCGAGAUUCUGCUGACACGCUUAGAUUGGAGCUGGAGACCGGACGAGUCCGCCUGACUAUAAACCUAGACUGUUUCAGGAUUAACUGUACCUCCAGUAAAGGGCCUGAGACUCUCUUCACUGGACAGAACCUGAAUGAUAACGAGUGGCACACGGUGCGAGUGAUGAGGAGAGGGAAGAGUCUGCAGCUGGCUGUGGACGACUUACAGCCUGUCGAAGGUGAGAUCCCAGGUGACCACACCCAGCUGGAGUUUCACAACAUCGAGACAGGGAUCAUCACAGAAAAGCGCCACCUUUCCACCGUGCCCUCUAACUUCAUCGGCCACCUCCAGAGCCUGGUGUUCAACGGCAUGGCCUACAUCGACCUGUGCAAGAACGGGGACAUCGACUACUGUGAGCUGAACGCCAUGAUCGGCUUCAAGAACAUCAUCGCUGACCCUGUGACCUUCAAAUCGCGCUCCAGUUAUGUGUCCCUCAGCACGCUGCAGGCCUACUACUCCAUGCACCUGUUCUUCCAGUUCAAGACCACCUCCUCAGACGGCCUGAUCCUGUUCAACAGCGGGGACGGCAACGACUUCAUCGUGGUGGAGCUCGUCAAGGGCUACCUGCACUACGUAGCAGACCUGGGUAACGGUGCUCACCUUAUUAAAGGGAAUUCCAACAAGCCCCUAAAUGAUAACCAGUGGCACAAUGUCAUGAUCUCCAGAGACAUCAACAACUUGCACACGGUCAAGAUCGACACCAAGGUCACCACACAGACCACCGUCGGAGCCAAGAACCUCGACCUGAAGGGGGAUCUGUAUAUCGGGGGUGUGGCUAAAGAGAUGUAUAAAGAACUUCCCAAACUGGUUCAUGCCCAGGAGGGAUUUCAGGGCUGCCUGGCCUCGAUGGACCUGAACGGUCGACUUCCAGACCUCAUCUCCGACGCUCUGACCUGCGUGGGGCAAAUCGAGAGGGGCUGCGAAGGCCCCAGCACCACCUGUCAGGAGGACUCCUGUGCUAAUCAGGGGGUGUGUUUGCAGCAGUGGGAGGGCUUCAGCUGUGACUGCAGCAUGACCUCGUUUGGAGGACAUCAGUGCAGCGACGCCGGAACGACGUACAUAUUCGGGCGUGAAGGAGGUAGGAUUACAUACACAUGGCCGCCCAACGACAGGCCGAGCACCCGAGCUGACAGACUGGCGCUGGGCUUCAGCACUCAGCUUAAAGACGCCCUGCUCAUCAGAGUCGACAGCUCAUCCGGACUGGGAGACUAUCUCAAACUGCACAUCGAAAAGGGUCAUGUUGCGGUGAUCUUCAACGUGGGCACGGAUGACAUCAACAUCGAGGAGAAGUCCAAGUUCGUGAACGACGGCAAGUACCACGUGGUGAAGUUCACCAGGAGCGGGGGUAAUGCCACGCUGCAGGUGGAUGACCUGCCAGUCAUUGAGCGCUACCCCACAGGCAACAUUGAUAACGAACGACUGGCGAUCGCUAGGCAGCGAAUCCCAUAUCGACUCGGUCGAGUAGUUGACGAAUGGCUACUCGACAAAGGUCGGCAGCUCACCAUUUUUAACAGCCAGACUACAAUCCAGAUUGGAGGCUGGGAGCGAGACAGGAGUCGCUCCUUCCAAGGCCAGAUGUCGGGCCUCUACUACAACGGGCUCAAAGUGUUCAACAUGGCAGUCGAGGGCAACCCGAACGUCCGCGUCGAGGGCAGCGUGAGGCUGGUGGGGGAAGCGCCUUCAUCUUCUUCGUCCUCCUCAUCCUCCUCCUCUUCCUCCUCUUCAAUCACGCCCCAGUCCAACGCCUCCACCUCUAUCAUGGAGACCACUACGACAACCACCAGCAGCACCACCACCACAGCCUCUGGCCGCAGGGUCAAGCAGACCACGCCCAGAGAUACGCAGCAGACGACAGAUGACCUGUUGGUGGCGUCUGCCGAGUGUCCGAGCGACGACGAGGAUAUCGACCCGUGUGAGCCGAGCUCAGGUGGGUUAGCGAGCCCAACAGGUCCAGGUCUGAAGGCAUACCCCGACCCGGUGGAGGUGGUCCGGGAGUCCAGCAGCACCACAGGUAUGGUGGUGGGUAUCGUGGCGGCAGCCGCUUUGUGCAUCCUCAUCCUACUCUACGCCAUGUACAAAUACCGCAACCGGGACGAGGGCUCGUACCGCGUGGACGAGAGCCGCAACUACAUCAGCAACUCUGCGCAGUCCAAUGGCACCGUCCUAAAAGAGAAACCAGCCAACGUGGCCAAGAGCACCGCUAAGACCAAGAAAAACAAGGACAAGGAGUACUAUGUUUGAUCGCUCUUUCACUGGACAUGCUCCAGGACCAUUUUUUUGAGGACCUUACAAAUAAAAUACUGGAUUUUUGUUUUGUUUUGCUUUGUUUUGUUUUUUCCCUCUCUCGAUCUCUCUCUGAAAGAAUACUACAAAACCAUAUCCUGUGUAUAAUAGCAAGAACUUGUGGGGGGGAGGGGGGGCGACUGAAAGGAUAAUUGCUUUGAAAAAAAAUUUAGCCGGUUUAUCUAAAAUAUUGCAUUACAGUGCAGAUUGAAGGUUUCUCUCAUGUCCGGAUGGCAGGGACAGGAGGUAAGCGGGAGGCAGGACGGUGCUGGCGUGGCUUCAGCUGGACAAGAGGACGUCUGAGGAAAACAUAGCUGAUUAAAUACCUAAUAAUUAACUGCAAAGCAGAUUAUUAAUAUGAAACCCAUCUGCACCUCAAGUGACCGGCCAACAAAACACCGCGCUUAUGUGCAAGACAGACGGAACCAUCCGCUUAUGUGUCGAUUAUGAAAGGAACCUUUUUUUCCCACGAUAAAAGCAGUCCAGUUAUAAAAAGCUUGUAAUCGCUCCUUGCACCGAAACGGACCAGUAAAGACGCUCAUGAGCCUCCCGACAUCUAACAAGGGUGCAAACUGCCGAAAGCCUGCCGGCGUGAGAAACCCAAAAGCAAUCUCGAAGCAAUCUCAACGCCUUAUGUUCUCAGCUGGAGGAAAACUUAAGGCCAUUUAACAGUGGAAACACACACAAAAAAAAAGCGACCGUUCGAGAAACUCUUGAUGCACGUAACAGUAUCUUAUUACAUAUGUUUAUACACCCACAUCUAAGUGUGCUCUCUGGACUGUGACAGUGGUGUUUUAUAGCCUGUUGUAUAGACGCAAAAUUAUACCUGCUCCUCGAUCAUGUUUUAUUUUUUUCAGUAAUAAAAUGUUUCAAAAAAAAAGAAAAAAAAGAAAAAGUAAGUGUUAGUAAAUGUUGCUAGAUAUAGAUUUUAUCAUGAUGCAAGCGAAGGCUAAUUUGAGUUGCUUUCAUCAGUUUAUCUUUAAGGCUUUACCCAGACUUCAUGCUAAACGCUAAACCAAUGUUACAGCCCUAAAUUUUGUCUUGUUCAUGAAUGAGAUGUGCAAAAGACUAAACAAGUCUCAUAGUGAUGAAUGGUAUCCCGUAUUUCUGAAAAAAAAAGUUUAAAAUCUGCACUCUAUUAAUAAUCCAUUCACCAUUUGUGUGUGUGUGUGUGUGUGUGUGUGUGUGUGUGUGUGUGUGUGUGUGUGUGUGUGUGAUUGAGUCCUGUCUUCCGGUCUUUAUAUCAUCCAUAUCUGUUUCUACCCAUGGGAUGAGCAAAUCAGAAGAAAAAGUCCAGACUAUGAGCUAAACCUGCAUUAAGUGCAUCUACGUUUGGUUUAUUUUCUAAUUCUAUCAGUGCUAUUCUUUUUCUACAGUAUUUUCUGUUCAAAUUGUGGAGAUUCUUUAUUGACCUCAAAGUACACAAUUUAUUAUAAAAAAAAUAGUUUUGGAAAAUUAAAUGAGCAAAUAAAAUAUUACCUAAGUGAACAAA
Molecule: messenger RNA, 6594 nt
Organism: Clarias gariepinus (North African catfish)
Lineage: Eukaryota; Metazoa; Chordata; Actinopteri; Siluriformes; Clariidae
Product: neurexin-1a-like
Exons: 23
Coding region: 558-5060 (1500 amino acids)
Source: RefSeq, a predicted model, not a curated record